AUGUAUCUGGAAAAGGCGUGGUCAAUCACUUCAUGGGUGUAUGUCAACAAAUCCGAGAACGGUUAUGGACAUAUUCUCGGUAAAAGACCCGCGGGGGGUACAGUGGCAAAUUAUGCCUUCAGGACAAGCAGCUCCGGCACCGGCUGGGAAGCUUACUUUGCGAACGGCGGCUGGAAAGGGGCUUGGAAUCAAAGUCAAGUGAAAAAAGAUGAAUGGUUGUAUAUGACCGCAACUUAUGACGCAAAGGAUACCAUCAAGAUUUACGAAAAUGCUGAGGAAAUCGGUUCUGUUGGCGGGAUGGGUAAACCGGCACCACAGAAUGAGACUGAUGUCAAUAUCGGUGGUUGGACCAACAACACCUCAGAGACCCUUGACGGUAUACUCUAUGAGGUCGCAAUUUUCGAUUCCGUACUGGAAGCAGAGGAUAUAGAAGAACUAAUGGAAAAAGGGAUGCUGACUCUAUUGCCUGUUGAGCCUUCUGACAAACUUGCCACUACAUGGGCAAACCUCAAAUCUCAGCAAUAG
This is a messenger RNA of Geodia barretti, 525 nucleotides long. NCBI's taxonomy places the organism in Eukaryota, Metazoa, Porifera, Demospongiae, Tetractinellida, Geodiidae. The record is from the annotation of a GenBank genome assembly.